Molecule: messenger RNA, 798 nt
Organism: Camellia sinensis
Lineage: Eukaryota; Viridiplantae; Streptophyta; Magnoliopsida; Ericales; Theaceae
Source: RefSeq, a predicted model, not a curated record
AUGGAACCUAGCUCAUCUCCAAUUGGAAUGAAAAUGGAUGACUCUCAACCCAAGCUUAUUCAGAAUUGGCAUAAAAAUGGAGAGUGCCCACAAGGAACAAUCCCCAUUAGAAGGACUCAAAAUCAUGACCUUCAUCGAACUUUUCCAUUUCACCGGCAAGGAGGACAACAUUACUACCCCUUUGGGCAACUACUAGGUGGUCAUAAGUAUGCCUUUGUUACUAAAACUGGUAGUACCUACUAUGGAGAGCACGCAUCAUUUAAUGUGUGGAAUCCUAAGACAGAGGCUAAUGAAUUUUGUUUAUCUCAAAUUUGGGUUAUGUCUGACAAAACAACCUUGAAUACUAUUGAAGCUGGAUGGAUGGGAGAUAACUAUCAAAGCACAGGAUGUUAUGAUCUUAGUUGCCCCGGUUUUGUACAGACAAAUCAUAAGUUUGCCAUUGGUUGCACCAUAAAACCUGUUUCCACCUACAACGAAAAGGCAUUCGCCAUAUCUAUGCUAAUAUACAAGGAAUUGGAAGAGGUCAAUGUGCAAAUGCAUGUUGCCAGCCAGGCUACUGUUAAGGAAGACACUAGAAGUCUGCCAGUUGUUGGACAAGGCUCUACAAGUCAUGGAAAAGACUGUGAUGAAGAAGCAAUGUAUGAUGAUUUCUUGGAGGCAGCAGUUAUCCAAAGAAUGUGUCCCAACUUCACGAAAGACCAUUUGAAGGAGUUUAUUAGUAAUGAAGUGCCAGAAUGCAGCAUGGAAGAUGUUUCUGAAGUAACUGAACAAGAUGGCCAAGAGGAGAAACAGGCAUAG